UCGUGCUCUCGCUGCUCAUCACCUACUCGCCCAACUACCCCGACGAGGCGCCCGAGAUGGCCGUCGAGCUGCUGGAGGGCGAGUUCGACGAUGACGGGCUGAGAGAGAUGGAGCGGGAGCUGCAGGGCGUGGUGAGUGCAUGGCGAAGAUCACAGGCGGUCAGAGGACGCAGCGUGCGCCCGCAGGCGAGAGCAUCGAGCACGCAUGCGCUGUCUCUGAAACAGGGAGGGCGCCCUACGAAGACGCGAGCCUCGUGAGGGAAGCGAAGCGGCGCUUCAGGCAUGAGCGCGGCUUCGGAGCAGUGCAGUCUGCGGAUGGAGACAACUGUCUGGCCGCGCAGCACGUUCGACCGCCCUCCACCAGCCAGCCUCUGAUCUCUUUCCAUCAGGCGGAAGAGUCGCUCGGCAUGGCGAUGGUCUUCACCCUCGCUUCACAUCUGCGGGACGCCCUCACGAACUAUCUGCAGCGCGAGAAGGAGGCAAAGGCAGCGGAGGAGGCAAGGCGGAGAGACGCAGAGAUCGAGGCCGAGGCAGAAAAGUUCCGCGGCACAGCCGUGACACCCGAGCGUUUCGCCGCCUGGCGGGUUGCGUUCGAAAAGGAGAUGGCUGCUGCGGCCGCCAAGGCCGAGGAGGAGCGGAUCCGCCGGGAAUACAAGACGGCAAAGGAGCGGGAAGAGUACCGCAAGCUGCAACAGCGGCCGACCGGCAAGGAGCUGUUCCAGAAGGGCGGCCUGCACUCCGACAAGAGCCUCGACCACGACGACGAGGCGGGUGCCGAGGGCGAAGAGCUGGACCUCUCGCAGUUCGGCUCGCGCGAGGAGCGGGAGAAGCUGCGGCGGGAAGAGGUCGAGAAGGAGGAGCGGGAGCGGGAGCAGAAGCUGCGGGAGGGCCUCGAGAGCGACGAGGAAUAGACGCCGUCAUGCACAGCUGGGGCG
This is a messenger RNA of Tilletiopsis washingtonensis, 934 nucleotides long. RefSeq lists its product as hypothetical. NCBI's taxonomy places the organism in Eukaryota, Fungi, Basidiomycota, Exobasidiomycetes, Entylomatales. The coding region runs from base 140 to 910 and encodes 256 amino acids. The transcript has 3 exons. Gene Ontology annotation, biological process: cytoplasmic translation. The record is from RefSeq and is a predicted model, not a curated record.